Messenger RNA from Varanus komodoensis (Komodo dragon), 1495 nucleotides. RefSeq names its product calcineurin B homologous protein 2-like. The record is from RefSeq and is a predicted model, not a curated record. The coding region runs from base 1 to 768 and encodes 255 amino acids. Gene Ontology annotation, molecular function: calcium ion binding. NCBI's taxonomy places the organism in Eukaryota, Metazoa, Chordata, Lepidosauria, Squamata, Varanidae. The transcript has 8 exons.
AUGGACAGCUCCGGCAAUGGGCCCCAGCCUGACCCGUUCGGGGAGCUCGCUGAUCACAGGGAGAGGCCGGGGCUGCCUCCGGUCCGAGGGUCUUCCGUGCAGUUCCGGAUGGCCCCUGCAGGGGACCCUCACGUGCCCCCUUCUCUGCUGGGCUUCUGGCUGCAUUUCCUUCUGAGUCUUAAUGCUGGAAUCUCCCAAGCAAACCUCGCGGGGCUGUACCAGCGGUUCCAGGCCCUGGACAGGGAUGAGAAGGGCUUUCUCAGGGGAUCAGCCACCCCACCCAGCUUUGUGCCAAAGAGUGGGCUAGCCGUUUCGUGGAACAUCUCACCGAAACGAGACAAAGAGGACCUCCAGGGGCUCGGGGAGCUUGCAGUAAACCCCAUCGGAGACCGGAUCAUCGAUGCUUUCUUCCCGGAUGGGAGAGAGACCACCGACUUCCGAACGUUUGCCCGCGUGCUGGCCCACUUCCGGCCGGUGGAGGGUCCGGUCAGCUCAAACAGCAUAAACAGCCGGCUUAGCAAGCUGAAGUUCGCUUUUCAGUUAUACGAUCAAGACAAGGACGGCAAGAUUUCGCGAGGCGAGAUGCUCCAGCUGCUGAGGAUGAUGCUCGGGCUCCAGGUGACGGACGAGCAACUGGAAUGCAUCACGGACCGAACCAUCCAGGAGGCCGACAGAGACGGAGACGGCGCCAUCUCCUUCGAGGAGUUUGCGAAGUCUGUGGAAAAGUUGAACAUUGAACAAAAGAUGAGCCUCCGGAUUCUCAAAUGAUCGGUUGAGGACCAGAGAAUCCACCACCUCCGAUCAGAGAUGAACAAACCUGCGGGCUUUGCCAGCUGCAAAGUGAAUGGCUCUGGGUAGAUCUCACCGCUGUUCCCGAGACAUCGAAGGGACCGGCUUCAAGAAGGCUUCUCUUUAGCCAGGAUUUCUGCCUGAUGAGGAUCCUGCCUGGGUUUGCUGACCGGCUACUGUCUCCAGUUACCUCUGCCCUGUCCAGAGGCUGCUUCAUGGCUGUAUUUCAGCCAGAAAUGGGCCUGUGAUUUGAUCAUUUUUUUGCACAAUGGCCAGCUUCCCAUUUUGUGUACUAAAAUGCUGAGCAAGCUAGAAUUUUUUAACGGAGGCCAAGAGCACAAAGAGUCUCUCUUCCCCAUUUUAUAUAUGCAGAGGCAGGAUAUCAGAACUCCGGCCGUGAAGAGAGGACUUGGGUGUGAAAAGUCUUAGGAAUACAGUGGGGGUACACCGCGGCUGCUUCUUUGGGGAAGCCCAUGUCCCCCUGGAGGGAGGGAGGGAGGGAGGGAGGGCGCUGAUGCGUUUGCGGGCCCCAGAGGCUAGCCGUCCUCGCUUCUCAACUGGCUUGCACCACUUGGCCUUUCAAAAGAGACGCGGGCAGCGAAAUGCAAUGGUGCCCCAACCCAGCGUCGAAGGAAAGGGCCUCGUCUAGGGCCGAUUCAUGGCAGUGCGCCUCCAAAGUGACAUUAAAAAAGAACACAGGUUUGAA